CUAGAGAAGCAGCUCUUUGAUAUUAAGGCUUAAGUUUCCUUCAGUUUUUGAGGUUCUAAAAAAGAUAAAGAAGAGGAGAAUGGCUAAUUUCUUGCAGGAAUCUUCCGAUAAGUUUUGCUACGUGUACUCCUGCGAGCUGGACAAUCCCAUCAGGAUAAAAAUAGGUACUCUUGAAGGUCAGAUUAAAAAGAAAGACGCCAAUGCAGUCAUAUCAGAUCCUCUCCUCCAGUUCUCAGGCCAGUACGUCAGUGAAUACUCUGAUUUCUACGUACAAGCCAUAGUCUAUGCUAAUGGGAAGCCGCUAUGUCUCCCUGUUAGAACGAGCUAUAAGCCUUUUACAAAACGCUGGAACUGGAACGAAUGGCUUCAGAUCCCGCUCCGCUACAAGGACUUACCUCGUAAUGCCAUAUUAGGACUCACAGUCUAUGACAUUCAAGGGCCUAGGGAGGUAACACCAGUCGGUGGUACUACCGUGUCUUUGUUUAAUCGUCACAGUUGUCUGAGGCGAGGAUUCCGGGACUUGAGACUCUGGCCCGAGACUGAGGCCGACUGUAGUCUUCAGGAUUCAACCCCGGGCCUGCCUGUAGGGCAGGAAGGCUCAGAGAUGGACAGACUCGCUAAACUAGUCCAACAGCAUCGGAAAGGUCGUAUGAUGCCCGUCGACUGGCUUGAUAGACUGACCUUUCGUGAGAUUGAGCAAGUGAAUGAGAGGGAGAAGCGAGAGUCUAAUUAUAUUUUCCUAACGAUAGAGUUUCCUAAAUUCCACGUUGAUACUAUUGAGUAUAAUGUGAUAUUUUUUGAGCCUGAUGGUGACCUACUUGACGAAUCGCUAGUUGCAUCAGAUUACAGCGUCGUCCAAGAACCUGAUAAAAACCUUGAGAACCUCGUCGAGUCGAAACACCACAAGCUCUCUCACUCUCUACGUAUCGGCUCCGGAGCGCUAGAGCUAAAACCCAAUCCAGAGACAAAGACACGCCUUCAAGCAAUCAUUCAGCAACCGCCGACUCAGUCUUUAAACACUGACGAUAAGUCGCUGAUCUGGCAGUUUCGAUACUACCUCUCGUUGGAUAAAGGUGCCCUCACUAAGUUCCUUCAGUGCGUUGAUUGGGGGUCUAACCAAGAGUCUGAGGAAGCACUGGACUUGCUUGCUAAAUGGCAGCCUCUAGAACCAGCUGCAGCUCUAGAGUUAUUGACGCCGAAAUUCCAAUCGCCCGUUCACCCUCGAGUGCGAAAGUAUGCCAUGAGUAGAUUACAGUGUGCAGAUAACGAGGAACUAUUGCUGUAUUUAUUGCAGCUGGUACAGGCUUUGAGGUACGAGACCCCUAGCUUCAGUGAGCGAGCAACUUCUGCCUUUGUGCCUACACUUGUUGCAGACCAGGUUUACAGUGAAGCUACACACACUCAGUUAGAGGCUCAGUUGUCCGAUGCUUUCAAGGAGGACGAUGAAGAGGAGAAAGGUUUUGUGUCUCUCUCUGUUCGUGAGACCAACAGUGACAGUGAUAGUGAUGAUGGAGACGAGUCUCGCAGAAUUGGAGGUCUCAUGAGUCCCGACACACCCCCAGUCUUGGGACGUGAUUAUAUCAAUCCGCUGGCUAGUUUUGAGUCGAGUAUAAUAUCAGUUGAUCUUAGCAGCAGUACCUUAAUGAGCGCCUCAGUGGUUGAAGUGGAGUUUCCUGACCUUGCUAGUUUCCUGAUAGCAAGGGCAUGUCGGAGCACAAGAUUAGCUAACUAUUUCCACUGGUAUGUAUACGUUGAGUGCCAGGAGGACAAGGACCCAGCCUCCAAAGAAAAAUACGAAUCAAUUCGCUCAAAAUUUUUGGAUGAUUUAAGAAACAGUCCAAGGCCAAAAUGGAGGAAGAGGUAUGCAAUGUUAAUACAGCAGGUUGAGCUGGUGGAUCAGUUGUCUGGACUUAUGAAAACAUUAUUAGCUUCUAAGGAUGACAGAAUAAAGAAAAUGGAGAAGUUACAGAGUAUCAUUAAAGGUGAUGUUGGUCUAGUACGUUUCAAGCAGCUCAUUAGACUACCAGUUGACCCACAUAUCCAGGCUACAGGUAUAAUUCCUUCAGAGGCUACACUGUUCAAGAGUGCUUUGAUGCCUGCUAGAUUUAACUUUAAAGUAAAAUCUGGAGAGAAAUAUUCCGUUAUGUUUAAAGUUGGCGAUGAUUUGCGUCAAGAUCAGCUGAUACUUCAAAUGAUAAUGUUGAUUGAUCGUUUAUUAAGGAGAGAGAACUUGGACUUGAAACUAACCCCAUACAAAGUCCUUGCUUGCUCUGGCACUUUAGGUUUUGUUCAGUUAAUUCAGAGGUCAGACACUGUUGCACACAUUCUUGCAACACACAAGUCUAUACAGGCCUAUUUCCGUGCCCAUGGUUCAAGUGAUAAAGGAGCUUAUGGUAUUUCACCUGAGAUAAUGGAUACUUACAUUAAGAGUUGUGCUGGUUACUCUGUUAUCACUUACCUUUUGAGCGUGGGGGACCGUCACCUUGACAACCUGCUCCUAAUGGAGACUGGCAAUUUAAUACACAUUGAUUUCGGAUACAUCCUUGGACGAGACCCAAAGAUAUUCCCGCCUCCAAUGAGACUAAGCAAAGAAAUGGUUGAUGCUAUGGGGGGUACUUCAAGCAAAGAAUUUUCUCAGUUUAGGGAGCAUUGCUAUAAUGCUUUUCUCACUUUGAGAAGGUCUGCUAAUUUAUUUUUAAAUCUUUUUUCCCUAAUGCUUGAUUCGGGUGUUCCUGAUAUUGCUCUAGAACCCGACAAAACAGUUCAGAAAGUGGAGGAUAAGUUCAGGCUAGAUCUGUCGGAUGAGGAAGCGGUCAAGUACUUGCAAGGUUUGAUUGACUUAAGCAUUCGUGCUAUAUUCCCAGAAUUAUUUGAAAAGAUACAUAAAAUUGCUCAGGAUUUUAGAAAAUAAUAAUUACUGUUCUAGUUUCUUUGUAUGUAUUAUUAUUAUUGUUCGAUCACUUCUUUUUAUAAAAAAAUAAUCAUAAGUAAUGA
Messenger RNA from Amphimedon queenslandica, 2994 nucleotides. RefSeq names its product phosphatidylinositol 3-kinase catalytic subunit type 3-like. The record is from RefSeq and is a predicted model, not a curated record. Gene Ontology annotation, biological process: phosphatidylinositol-3-phosphate biosynthetic process; autophagy of peroxisome; endocytosis. Gene Ontology annotation, molecular function: 1-phosphatidylinositol-3-kinase activity. Bases 80 to 2911 code for a protein of 943 amino acids. Gene Ontology annotation, cellular component: cytoplasm; phosphatidylinositol 3-kinase complex, class III, type II; phosphatidylinositol 3-kinase complex, class III, type I. The transcript is spliced from 14 exons. Lineage: Eukaryota; Metazoa; Porifera; Demospongiae; Haplosclerida; Niphatidae.